Molecule: messenger RNA, 1320 nt
Organism: Sitodiplosis mosellana (orange wheat blossom midge)
Lineage: Eukaryota; Metazoa; Arthropoda; Insecta; Diptera; Cecidomyiidae
Gene: SelT
Product: thioredoxin reductase-like selenoprotein T homolog CG3887
Exons: 3
Coding region: 248-826 (192 amino acids)
Biological process (GO): cell redox homeostasis
Cellular component (GO): endoplasmic reticulum membrane
Molecular function (GO): thioredoxin-disulfide reductase (NADPH) activity
Source: RefSeq, a predicted model, not a curated record
AAAAAAGCCAAUGUCAUCAUAAGACAUCAAUUGAAAAUUGCAUUAAUGAGUUUUAUCUAUACCUAUUAGUAGACAAAGUGCGUUUAGCAUUAAUUCCAUUUUCGAUACAAUCAAUACAAACUAGUGUAACGCACUGAAUUUUUCGCUUUAAUUUCAUCAUCAAUUCUUGUUGUUACUUAGUAUACACGGUGGAUAAGGUUAAGCGAUUGAAUUAGGGAAUAAAAUAUAAAAACGAAAAACAAAAAAGAUGAUUUCAAAAAUCGGUAGCGUGAUUUGCAUUUGCUUUGUAAUCAGUUUGUUCGCUAUUGGCGGCGGUUCAGGUGAAAAAGAAAUUCCGCAAAUGGCCAAAUUUCGGCCAACAAUGAAAUUCCUCUACUGUUAUUCAUGCGGUUACCGGAAAGCAUUCGAAGAAUAUACAACUAUAAUUACCGAGCGUUAUCCACAAAUAUCGAUUGAGGGUGCUAAUUAUGAGCCGUCUGGCAUCAAUUUCCUGUUGUCCAAAUUUAUUUUAGCAGCGAAAAUGAUUUUCAUUCUGAUCAUUGUGUCGCAGUAUGAUAUUUGGGGUCAACUCGGUCAAGCCAUCCCUCGGUGGUUCACAUGGUGCACGGAAAACAAGAUUUAUGCCUGUAUGAUGGUAUUCUUCGUUGGCAAUAUGCUUGAAGCUCAGCUGGUGUCAUCGGGUGCCUUUGAAAUUAGUUUGAACGACAUUCCAAUUUGGUCGAAACUGGAAACGGGACGCAUCCCAUCACCGCAGGAACUAUUCAACAUCAUCGAUAAUCAAAUUAAAGUAUUUGCUAAUGCUCUGCCGAGUGAUUUUGAUCAGUAAAGUCACAGCCACGAUUCAAAGCAAUCCUAAUCGACUAGUCUUUUGAUGGUGGUCCUGCAAACAGAAUCCUCAACGCAUGAAUGAUGUAAAUAAAAUCAAAGCAACACGAAUUCAUUCAUCCAGAAACUCAUAAUAAAACCGUUGAAUAAUAAGGGCAGCCGUUAAAUAAACCGAGUAAAUGAGAAAGAGAGAUAGAGAGAAGAGGAAAAGGUGUAUUUAGCCAAAGUGCUUUUUGGAUCCAGUAAUCGAACAAACAAUAAACAACAAACAAUUUAAUACAAUAGAAUCGAGAGUUUCAAUUUCCUAAAUAAUGAAGAGAAAAAAAAUAACAGAAGAAAAUCAUUUUCUAGAUAGUAGCACAUUUCCGACUAAAUAAUAAAGACUUCUUUUUGAGAAUUGAUUUUAAGAUAUGUAAUCCGAAUGAAUUUGGAAAUUGAAUAUUCAUUAUGUUUUACUUGAUGGAAAUAAAAUUUGAGAUCGAAUAUUCACCAUUU